AUUUUUCCAACUUUUUUUUUGCAGCAGCAAAAGCUCUUUGCGUCGGCCGCACCAGCUGUGACUGCAUACACUCGACAACGCCUCACCUUAACCACGGGCCAUUAAAUUCCUGCCCCCGUCGCAGUCACGCAGAGGUCGAUUCGAUCGUUGCGGCUCAAAUUUGAUUACUUUUCAUCAGUUACAUAGGUAUCACCUUGCAUCAUGGGUUUUGCCCCGAGAGGACGUGGUGGUGGUGGUGACCGCGGAGGCCGUGGAGGCGGCUUCCGUGGAGGCGGUGAUCGCGGCCGCGGUGGUGGCCGGGGCGGCGGUGGCUUCCGAGGUGGCCGUGGCGGUGGAGGUGACCGUGGACGUGGUGGACGCGGUGGCCGAGGUGCGCCGCGGGGAGGUGGUCGCGGCGGCCGUGGCGGCGCAGCUGGCGGCCCCAAGGGUGGAAAGAAGAUGAUUGUGGAGCCCCACCGUCACAAGGGUGUCUUCGUCGUGCGCGGCGGCAAGGAAGAUCUGCUGGCAACCGCCAACCUUACCCCCGGCGAGUCCGUCUACAACGAGAAGCGUGUUGCGAUUGAGAAUGCCAAGAGCGAGGAUGGCACCGCCACCAAGACCGAAUACCGUGUCUGGAACCCUUUCCGAUCGAAGCUGGCUGCCGGUAUCCUGGGUGGUCUCGAGUCCAUCUACAUCAAGCCCGGCUCCAAGGCCCUGUACCUCGGUGCCGCCUCUGGAACCUCCGUCUCUCACGUCGCCGACAUUGUUGGACCUACCGGAACUGUCUACGCCGUUGAGUUCUCUCACCGCUCUGGCCGUGACCUGAUCAACAUGGCCACCCGCCGCACAAACGUCGUCCCCAUCGUCGAGGAUGCCCGUCAACCCCUGAAGUACCGGAUGCUUGUUGACAUGGUCGACUUCAUCUUUGCCGACGUUGCGCAACCCGACCAAGCUCGUAUCGUUGCCCUGAAUGCUAAGCUCUUCCUGAAGCAAGGUGGUGGCAUGCUCAUCUCCAUCAAGGCAAACUGCAUUGACUCAACCGCACCACCGGAGCAAGUCUUCGCCCAGGAAGUCGAGAAGCUGAGGUCCGAGAAGUUCUUCCCCAAGGAGCAGCUUACUCUGGAGCCUUACGAGAGAGAUCACGCUAUGGUGUCGGCAGUUUACAGGCAGAAGGAGUUUGUGCCGUGAGCUAAUGAUCAUCGAGCUUAAAAAUGCUCUCUUCUAUUGCAAUUUGAUGGUUAAGGGUGUUCUGUCGGUUGGAUGGCUUUUCUCUCUUCGAUUCGGCACGGGCGAAAGACGGCGUUCAUGGGCAUCAUCUAUCAGGCUUUUUACGUGUAAUGCAACACGUGUGUUCUACUACGUUCUCCGAAGGUACGGUAGGCCGAAAACUUCGAGAUAUCCCGUGGGCUCGAGCGGCUCAUCGCCCAAGUGUUGUUACGUGUCCCAGCAGCUCGGCUCUUAGGCCGUGCGGCCUUGUCAUGCCUUAGGGAGGGCGCCGAGACUCAUGCCUCGAAGUACAAGUUAUUCGUACGAGAGGACCCGAAAGGGCGAACAUCGCCCAUCAGCACCAGAGAAAAGCCACCUGAAUAAGCCCUAGAGCGCCGCGCGAAGUGAGAGGCAGCCCUGGGGGGAGAACUUGUGUUCCAAGUAUCUGGGCACCUGCUGUGUGAGAUCAUGAGCAUUAUUUGAUAGUUACGACAUUCGGAGACCAUGACACCGGGUACUACAGCAGGCCGCAUAACAUAUCACCUCAUCAAGUCAUGCUCAUUCAACGAGGACUCAUUAAGUGGAGCCGUGCACGUCGGCCUAAUGUGCUGAAAAGAUUGUCAGUAGUUACAUUCCUGAUAGCUCCAUCCAGUUACACGAUUCAGUCAUCGCUGCCAGGUCAUAUUGAGGCUAUGAGAAGCGUUCGAAAUGCGUGCUCAGCGGCGGAAAGAGGAUGGCCCCGGGCGCACCGGCUACCUGUGAACAAGAUCUCCAUAUCCCAAAUCAAUACCCCGUGCCAUGCAUUCCCUGGAUCCGCCACUCUCAAGUCUCAUAUGUCUCUCCUAUGCAUAGAAAUGCAUCCUUCCUUCGCGGGGUCUGCAUUGUCGCCGUCUGCUCACUCAGCAAAUGCUGUUGGUUCCUGCCCAGCCCGAUAAUGGGAAUGUUGUCAAGGCCUUACUCUAGUCAAGCGCCUCUCGUCGGCUGCGAUUUUAGAAUACCACAACUCAGUUAGGAUACAUGGCGACAGGCCGUCCGAAACCCCCAUUCCACGGAGGCUGAAUGGGCUGUGGCGCCGGCAGUGGUACCUGGGAUGGCGCCCCAUGCCUUGGCUCUUGUACGCCCAUGUUCUCGGGAAUCGCGGCCAGGGUGUGGAGGGACUGAAGGUUUGUGCCAGACAGUGCCGGAAGUCGUGCGUUCAUGCGCUGGGGGAAGUCCGGCCCUGGACCGAGGAGAGAAAACGGGCUGGAACCGGCCGAGCUCUGGCUGGCUGUGCCCUCAAACUGUCCCGCAUAUGCGCCGAAGGGAAGCAGGUUGCUUGUACACCCUGGCAGGAUGGACGUGGCUGUUCUCGCUUCACCCUCUGUCCAAGGGUGAUGCUGUCGACUGCAGCGCCGGUAUCCCUCGGGUAUGAUUCUCUCCGGCGCAGGCUCGCACUCCAUGUGGUCAGGUGAGGCGCCGACGGCGUAGGCCCAGUCGCCGAUGGCGUCCUCCCCGGUCUUGAGGAUCUCGAGCAGGUAGCUGUGGAGCUGGCGGUUCAGGCGGGAGCACUUGUCGCACCACGGCUCUGCCUGUGCUGUCGAUGCCAUGGAGAUGAUGCUCAGCCGCUUGUUGUUAACGUUGUUGUUGUUGUUGUUGCCCUUGGCCCUCGUCCUCCUGCUGACUGGAGUGUUUGCUCCGCCUCUUGGUCUGCCGCCACGGGUGCCUCCUGUUGGCGGCGGAGGUGAGUUUUUGCCGACCCUGUUUCGUCUGUCGGGCUCGUGCUUUGGUCUGAAGUUGGAGUCCUUCAUUUCAAUGUCGCCCCCAUGAUUAGUUACAUUUUGUGACUUGAAGCGGCCGCCUCGGCCCCUGCCUCUGGACAUGAUGAUUUCAGCAAGGUUUUUGAGUCUUCAGGGAAUAGGGUUUCUUGAAAGGAUAGCAGACGUCGAGAACGGGGGUCUGUUGGGGCGCGAGUGGUCCGUCGGUCGUUAUCGAACUCUCCAGAAUUGUAACUACUCAAGACCUCGAGAUUGUGACACAGGCAGAACACAAGAUAUCCGAGUCCACCAGCAACAAAGAGUAAAACGACAGAACAAAUGAAGAGCGAAACAAGUAGCCUGGUCUUUCAAGAUAAAGAAUUGUUGUGAGACAUGGGAGUAAGUGUCAGAUUGCAAACCUGGAUAUCGAGGUAGAACAUGGAGGCAUUGUGUGGACAUACCAGGCCGAACUACUCGAGGCUCAAACAGAUGCAACGAAUCCUUCUACGACAUGGCUAAGAAAGCGUAAUCGCAUAGAUUAUGUGGAAUGCCAUGGAAGCUCGUGUUUUCUCAAAUGACUCCUCAAAGACAGCGGAUCUUCCAAAGCUCUUUAAUACGCUCGUUUCAUGUUAUUUCCUCCAUACAGGGAUGUUCACCAAUAGUACAGUUGAGAAAGCAGCGUGUCUUUGAUAGAAGUCAUUGCACAGUUAUGCAGAGUGAGACCUGCACAGGUGCUCCAAUAGACUUUUGCGGGGGUUCAAUUGAAAACGUCAAG
Diaporthe batatas is the source of this 3693-nucleotide messenger RNA. Its product is annotated as rRNA methyltransferase NOP1. Lineage: Eukaryota; Fungi; Ascomycota; Sordariomycetes; Diaporthales; Diaporthaceae. The transcript is spliced from 6 exons. The coding region runs from base 202 to 1167 and encodes 321 amino acids. Gene Ontology annotation, molecular function: rRNA methyltransferase activity; histone H2AQ104 methyltransferase activity; RNA binding. Gene Ontology annotation, cellular component: box C/D methylation guide snoRNP complex; nucleolus; small-subunit processome. Gene Ontology annotation, biological process: box C/D sno(s)RNA 3'-end processing; rRNA methylation. The record is from RefSeq and is a predicted model, not a curated record.